This is a messenger RNA of Staurois parvus, 635 nucleotides long. NCBI's taxonomy places the organism in Eukaryota, Metazoa, Chordata, Amphibia, Anura, Ranidae. The record is from the annotation of a GenBank genome assembly.
UGGGAAGAAUGUCCCUUACAUUGGGGGUCAGUGGGAAGAAUGUCCCUUACAUUGGGGGUCAGUGGGAAGAAUGUCCCUUACAUUGGGGGUCAGUGGGAAGAAUGUCCCUUACAUUGGGGGUCAGUGGGAAGAAUGUCCCUUACAUUGGGGGUCAGUGGGAAGAAUGUCCCUUACAUUGGGGUCAGUGGGAAGAAUGUCCCUUACAUUGGGGGUCAGUGGGAAGAAUGUCCCUUACAUUGGGGGUCAGUGGGAAGAAUGUCCCUUACAUUGGGGGUCAGUGGGAAGAAUGUCCCUUACAUUGGGGGUCAGUGGGAAGAAUGUCCCUUACAUUGGGGGUCAGUGGGAAGAAUGUCCCUUACAUUGGGGGUCAGUGGAAGAAUGUCCCUUACAUUGGGGGUCAGUGGGAAGAAUGUCCCUUACAUUGGGGGUCAGUGGAAGAAUGUCCCUUACAUUGGGGGUCAGUGGGAAGAAUGUCCCUUACAUUGGGGGUCAGUGGGAAGAAUGUCCCUUACAUUGGGGGUCAGUGGGAAGAAUGUCCCUUACAUUGGGGGUCAGUGGGAAGAAUGUCCCUUACAUUGGGGGUCAGUGGGAAGAAUGUCCCUUACAUUGGGGGUCAGUGGGAAGAAUGUCCCUUA